AGAUGGCGACCUCCAUUGGAUAACACGCACACGAUUUGAUGGUUGAGGAAACGGACUUAUUAUCAUUCAAGUAGUUUAUUUAAAGAAUGUUGCACAUAUGCUGAUUAAGCAGGUACAUUUGAUCCGCUUGAUUGCUGAUUGCUCCAAACUACUGAUCAGGAGAUACCCGAGAUCCAAGAUGUCAACAACUACAGCAACAAGUGGGUGUGGUGCUGAUACAAAGGUAGAGAAAACAUUGCAAGGGUCCGAAGUCAAGUCAGAGGGCAUACAGGAAACCACAGGCGAGAAACGCAAAUUGGAAGGAGAGGAGGUGACGACUUCAGUGAAGAAAGAAAAGACAGACCAAGCACCUGUGACUGAAACAGAAACAGCCCCUCUGAAGAGGAGAAAGGUGGCACUUUUCAUGUCUUAUAGUGGGAAAGGAUAUUUUGGUCUUCAGAGACAGAAGGAUUUUCCUACAAUAGAAGGAGCCCUGGGAAAGGCACUGCUCAGUGUGGGUGUGAUAUCUAAACAAGAUGAGGAGAUGCCACAAAAGAUGGAGUUCCAGCGGGCUGCCAGGACCGACAAAGGAGUGUCUGCAGCAGGAAACCUCAUCUCCCUAAAGAUGUCUAUGCAUUUGGAAAACUUCUUAGAAGAAAUCAACAAAGUUUUACCUCAACAGAUCAAGAUUCAGGCUUGUAUUAGGGUAACCAAGGCAUUUAACAGUAAAAAUUACUGUGACGGAAGGACAUAUAGUUACCUGACUCCAACGCUAGUUUUUGCUCCUCAUACACAGGCAGUUACAGAAAAAUAUAGAGUUCAAGAUGAAACCCUCGAACAAGUUCGAGAAAUUAUAAAGAGAUUUGAGGGAACUCAUAACUUUCACAACUUCACAUCAGGAUUGAAGCCAACAGAGGCCAAAGCUAAACGAUACAUCAUCAAUUUUAAGUGUGGUGAGCCGUUUGUACAAGAUGACAUGGAGUUUGUACAGCUUACAGUUCGUGGACAGAGCUUCAUGCUUCAUCACAUCCGCAAAAUGAUCGGUUUAACAAUUGCCAUUGUGAGGGGUUGCUGUGGUGAGGAGGUGAUAGAGAAGAGUUAUUCUGUCGUCAAGGUGGAUAUUCCCAAAGCUCCUGGAAAUGGUCUCAUGUUGGAGGAGCUGCAUUACCAUCAUUAUAAUAGGAGAUAUGGAACGGAUGGCAUACACGAAGCUCUGGACUGGACUAUCUACAAAGAAGCAAUAGACAAGUUUAAAGAGGAACACAUCUACCCAGAAAUGAUUAGAUCCGAAAAAGUGGACCAAUCCAUGGUGACAUGGCUAGCUACAUUAGAUCACCAUGAAUAUGAUGAAAUACCUCCAGAAAAAUUGUUAAACUGGAAAUUCAAAGAGAGUGAUGAAAACAAUAAAAAAGGAAAAUCUACUUCGAGUUCUGAAAAACCAGACUGUACAGGAGAGACAACAUCAGAUAACACAUCCUCUUCUACUGAAAACGGAAAGGAAGAUGUAUUGGACCAAGCUAAAACCAAGAAUGCAGUGGACAGUCCAGAUAACCGAUCUGUAGAGUCUAAGAACAUGAUGGUGAGCUCUGCGGAGGACGUUCCGUCUUCUUGUAACAAGGACAAGGACGUUCCGACUUCCUGUAAUAAGGACACGGACAAAUCAGCUGAUGAAGCUGUGAAUGACAAGGAAACAGUUAACAAAAUGGAGGUGUCAUGAUAAUGACCUUGACACAUAGACCUAAUAAUGUGAUAAAGGGUCAAGGUGAAUGCCAAAUCCACUAACCUGGUACCUGGUGUACUGGUCUUGUGAGGUGUGAGAUCCAGGAGGCACUCAUGUUUAGUUAUGAGCAGGAUAAGUACAUGUUUACAGAGUACAUAUCUGUUGACUUGCUACUAGUCUCUGCAGUGAGGAUGCAGGACUACAAGACAUAUAUUGGGAGCUUCGGUAAUUGAUGUUUCCUACUGAAUUUUGAAUUCUUACAAGUGACAUUGUAUGAGGUAAUGUCACUUUACAAUUGUGAUUUCACAAAAGGGACAAUAAAAGCAAUGACCAAUAUGA
Molecule: messenger RNA, 2038 nt
Organism: Mizuhopecten yessoensis (Yesso scallop)
Lineage: Eukaryota; Metazoa; Mollusca; Bivalvia; Pectinida; Pectinidae
Product: tRNA pseudouridine synthase A, mitochondrial-like
Exons: 19
Coding region: 98-1696 (532 amino acids)
Biological process (GO): tRNA pseudouridine synthesis; mRNA pseudouridine synthesis
Cellular component (GO): nucleus
Molecular function (GO): RNA binding; pseudouridine synthase activity
Source: RefSeq, a predicted model, not a curated record